Molecule: messenger RNA, 255 nt
Organism: Macrosiphum euphorbiae (potato aphid)
Lineage: Eukaryota; Metazoa; Arthropoda; Insecta; Hemiptera; Aphididae
Source: the annotation of a GenBank genome assembly
AUGUUCAAAGUUCAACGACCCACCUACAAUCUUCCUCGUUUGUUCGGCCGAGUUUGCCAAGACGCCAAAAAACGUCCACGUUUGUUGCGCCAAGCUUGCCGAGACGCAGAAAACAAUCCACGAUUGCUCUUACAAGUUUGUCGAGAUACCAUAAAAUGGUCACGUUUUUCGUCCCAAUUUCACCGAUUGGGCAUCCCAAGUCAAGGUUUGAUGGGCGAGGUACGACAAGCAGCCCAGGCAACUAUGAUUUUUUAG